AUGGGUUUGAUGAAGGAUGAAAAUAACGGAAGUCUAAUGACUGAAUUUAUUGGACUACGCUCAAAAAUGUACUCGUUGAAGGUAAGGAAAAGCGAUGAAGAAAUGCAACAGCAAGUGGAAAAAUUGCGAAAAGCUGAAUAUUCAUCGAAAGAUAUUGAAUGUUUUAUUUUAAACUUUGGUCUUGUUAAAAAGGCUAAAGGGAUUCAAAGAUCAGCAGUUAAAAGCAUUACUUUUGAGGAUUAUUUUAAUACACUCUUUCAUUUUAAAACUCUACCUGUAAUACAAAAUUCCAUUGUAACCUUGCGGCAUAAGGUAUUUACAAUCCAGCAAGAAAAAAUUGCUUUAAGCCCUUUUGAUGAUAAAAGAAUUGUUUAUUACCGAAAGACUGAUACAGUUCCCUGGGGUUAUAACGACUAG
Messenger RNA from Brassicogethes aeneus, 417 nucleotides. The record is from the annotation of a GenBank genome assembly. Lineage: Eukaryota; Metazoa; Arthropoda; Insecta; Coleoptera; Nitidulidae.